Messenger RNA from Solenopsis invicta (red fire ant), 2012 nucleotides. Its product is annotated as putative nuclease HARBI1. The transcript has 5 exons. Lineage: Eukaryota; Metazoa; Arthropoda; Insecta; Hymenoptera; Formicidae. The record is from RefSeq and is a predicted model, not a curated record. Bases 659 to 1789 code for a protein of 376 amino acids.
GGCCCCAUCAUGCUAUUUCUAUCACGUUUUCCGCUUACGGACGUUAUAUGGCAGUGCCCAUUCCAGUUAGAGUAUAGUUCAAUGAUAUACACGCAUAGCCGUAGUGGAAGAGAUAGCAUGAGGUUUGUUCGAGUUGCUUGAAAUCCCCAAAAAUUUUUGCACUCGAGAUGAGAUAAAUAUAUAUUCGACCGUGAGAAAGAGAGAGACGACGAAGAAAUUAAUUCAAAAAGGGCAGCAACACGAACAGGCCUAUGGUGUGUGCAGUUCGGCUAAACCACACUCACUUUUGCUCUACAAGGGCUACAAUUGUAACCAGACAGCCAACUGUGAAAAGUAAAAUUAUUUAGUGUCAGCCUAUUGGUAUGCUGGAUCUACCUUCUUUGUUUCACACAUGUUAGUUUCUCUUUCUAUCCUUGUAUGUAUAUUUUUAUGGCUCGAUUUACAUACGUCAGGGGCCCUAUUCUUGAACAUAUAUCGCAUACGAAAAUGGCAGUUUCGUAUACGACUUUUAACAGUUGGUAUUCAUGAAUGAUUACUACGCGGUCGUAUUCGAAAAAUAUCAUGCGAUUUACAUCGUAUGGGUCAUGGCAUUCGAAAUAAAGAUUCGUAUGCGAUAAAUAACCAAAAUUUUAUAUAACAGUAAAAAUUUCAUAUAACAAUGGCGGUUUUAAAAAGGUUAAUUAAUUUUAAUGUAAUAAAUGUUUUGGAAAAUGCAAACAUUGUGUUUGAAAAUAGAGAAAGAUUUCAACGUAAUGAUCCAUUUGAAUUAAAUAAUUUGGAGUUUAUGAGAUUAUUUCGUUUAAGUAAAGAUAUGGUACAAAGGGUAAUUGACAUAGUAGAGGAAUAUAGUGAUCCAAUUUCAAGAAGAUCAGCAUUAGAUGCGGAACAAAAGGUAUUUACUGCUCUUAGAUUUUAUGCAGUUGGAAGUUAUCAGUUAGGUAUUGGAUGCAAUGGAUAUAUUGGAGUUAGUCAAUCCUCUGUGAGUCGUUGUAUUCGAGAUGUAAACAUAGUACUCAAUCACCCCAAUGUGUUUAACGAAUGGGUUUAUUUUCCGAGGAAUUUAGAAGAGCUUACGACCAUACGUAAUGCAUUUUACACAGAAUAUGGAUUCCCAGGUGUCAUAGGAUGUAUAGACUGUACUCAUGUGGCUAUAUUUCCACCAUCAAAGAACAAUGAAAUGUAUCCAGAACAUGUAUAUGUAAAUCGAAAAGGAUACCAUUCCAUAAAUACACAGUUAAUUUGUGAUUCAAGAAUGAAAAUUUUAAAUGUUAAUGCUCGAUAUCCUGGAAGUUGUCAUGAUAGUUUUAUCUGGAAUCAUUGCAAUGUUUUGCCAGUGAUGCAAACUUUACAUGCACGAGGGCAUGAUAAUUUUUAUUUGAUAGGUGAUUCAAGUUACGCGCUAAGACCAUGGCUUCUAACUCCACUGAAUGAUGUUCAACCGGCUACUCCAGAAGAACGUUAUAAUCAAUGUUUUAAAAGAACACGCUCAAUUAUUGAAAGAUGCAAAGGAUUAUUAAAAAUGCGCUUUCGUUGCUUGUUGAAGCACCGUGUACUUCAUUAUACUCCAAACGUGGCUUCUAAAAUUAUAAAUUCAUGUGUAGUUCUGCACAAUAUGUGUGUAGAAAAUAAUUUACCUCUUCCAGAUGAUGAUUAUGAUUUACAUAUGGAUUUUGGUAUGUUGAAUGAGAGAUCAAUGGAAGUUGAAGCUGCUGUAGGGCGUUUAAAUUCUGAUCUUACAAAAGCAAGAGUAAUGCAACGCCGUAUAAUUAGAAACUUUUUCUUAAAUUAAAUAUAAAUCUAUCAAUAAUGCAAUAAUUAUAUAACAUUUUGUUUAAUUUUAUUUUGCUUAUAAUAAUAUUUUGUACACACAUAUAAUGAACACAUAACACAUAAUACAUUUAAUAUUGCACUAUGUAUUAACAACUUAUGUAUUAACAAUUAUCAGUUAUGUGCAGCUUUGGCACAGCAAUUUUGAUCAGUUUAAAAUAAAAAAUAAACAUUAAAAAAAAUAA